Molecule: messenger RNA, 516 nt
Organism: Aspergillus ibericus CBS 121593
Lineage: Eukaryota; Fungi; Ascomycota; Eurotiomycetes; Eurotiales; Aspergillaceae
Product: prefoldin subunit 5
Exons: 4
Coding region: 1-516 (171 amino acids)
Biological process (GO): protein folding; regulation of DNA-templated transcription
Cellular component (GO): cytoplasm; prefoldin complex
Source: RefSeq, a predicted model, not a curated record
AUGCCUCCCCCGAAUACCCCCGCAUCCGACCCCCCUCCGGGCUCAGUCAACAUCAACUCCCUCUCCGUCCCUCAACUCCGCGCUCUCCAAACCCGCCUCUCCUCCGAACUCGAACACUUGACCACCUCGCACGCCAAACUGCGCGCCGCCCAGCUGAAAUUCAAAGACUGCGUGCGGUCCAUCAACGAGGGUGUCAUCGGGUCCGCGCAAAAGGGCACCGAUGGGAAGGAGGAUAUUCUGGUGCCGUUGACCAGCUCCCUAUAUGUUCGUGGAAAGCUAGCGGAUCGGGAGAAGGUGCUUGUUGAUGUGGGAACGGGAUUCUAUGUGGAGAAGACUGCGCCCAAGGCUAUCGAGUUCUACGAGGAUAAGGUCAAGAGUCUGGAGACCAAUCUCACCGAACUGGAGAAGAUCGUCCAGGCUAAGAGUGGCCAACAGAGGCUCUUUGAAGAUGCUCUGAGACAGAAGUUGUUGGCGGAAGGCGCGUCUUCUGCUACCGCUUCCGCAGGUGCUGGUUGA